GCAUCUCUGCGCAGCCACCGGGAGAGAGAAAGAGAGAGAGAGAGAGCGCGAGUGUGUGAGAGUGAGAGAGAAAGAGUGGGAGCUUCGUUGUCCAAGUCAUCUACAGAGGGAUGAAGCUUCGGCGUAAAUAUCCUCUUUUUGUGUCCGUUUAAGGUCCCCUUAAACUUGGUCCAAGAUGAGUGAUGGAAUGCUAUCAUUGUCGUGGAAUAACCACAAAGCCACAUUCUGCCAUGUACUUUCCACACUCAGGGAAAAGGAAAAAUACACGGACGUCACUGUAGCGUGUGAAGGACGGUUUUACCCGGUGCACAAACUAGUUUUGUCAACGUGUAGUGAAUAUUUUGAAAAGAUUUUUGACAAUACACCAUGCAAACAUCCAGUGAUAGUAUUAAAAGACAUAGCAUGGGAUGAGUUAGAAGCGUUGUUAAGUUAUAUGUACGAUGGUGUGGUUAGUGUUGCUCAAAAUGACCUUGCUCGAUUGAUCAAGGCAGCGGAAGUGUUAAGAAUAAAGGGGUUAGCUGUCCCUGAUGAACCUCCACCAACUAGAAAUGAUGUCAGCAGUAGAAAAUCUACGUUUCGAAGUUCUGACGACAGAAGUAGUCCACAUCCAAAGCGUAGAAAAAGAGAAGAAAAUGCUCCUCAAAGUAGUGUAUAUAGAUCUCCCUCCUCCUCUCCGAUCAGAGCGUCCCCAGGUCUUUCAGAAUCCGAACCAAAUAGAACACAGACAGACACUCGGUGGAAAGACCACAUGAGUGAACAGUCUUCUGACAGACCUUUAGAUGACAGAUUGCAUCAAUCUGCAUCUGCUACCUCAUCGUCCCCAAAAGCACCUGUGGAGGUUAUGGUGGAUGAAAGUCUUGUCAAAGAGGAGGUUGAGGAUACUGUAGAUAAUAGAGAUGAUGUGAUAGAUGCAGGGAUGGACUAUGGAUCUUUAGGGAGUGAUUCUAAGUUAGAUGGUUCAGUGGGGGAUGAAGAUGGGCAAAUGUUACCUAAUAAAUUUGAACAGAAUAUUAGUUCCCAGUCAGAAUCGCAAAGUCAGCCGUUACCUGAUGCAGUUGUAGAGGCUUUAGCUGGCCCCUCAGGGAUGCAAGGGUGGUUGGGUGGGUGCGAUGUGCCUGGUAGUUUCUCCGGAAUGGAGGGAUAUAGUGGCGAUGGUAGCCAGGAUGUGCACCCACCCCAGCAGGGGCCACCUGUCAGUGGUGUUCAGUCAGGAGCACACCAGAUGAUGGAAGAUGAUGUAGAAGCUUUGUGGACCGAAGUGCUGACAUCUGGAAAUUGGCAACCCACUCCCAUGGAUAAGCAAGCACCUGAAAUAGAUACCCAGCUCAAGCAGAUUCCAGUCAAAGAAAAGCAUGCGUCUUGUCCUGCCAAAGAAACACAAGAUAGUGGUCCACAACUGUCCAUAAAAGAGACUUUUUCCAAAAAGUUGCCAUCCAUUACCAUCACAGAAAUCCCACGUCAGCGUCAGCUGAGUGACUUUAUUCCGACAGAUGUCCCCUCUUUGAGAACCCAGUAUGAAAGUCGAAUGGGAGCAGUGAUGCCCUUCUCUUGUCCUCACUGCUCUUACACUGGAAUGCGAAAAGACCUGUUAAAGCUUCAUGUUUUGACCCACACCGGAGAGAAUCCAUUUUUCUGCCCUUACUGCUCAUACCAGGCCCCUUACAUAGACCUGUUAGAAGAGCACGUUCAUGUCCAUACUGGUGUACAGCCAUAUCACUGCCCCUACUGUCCCCUUAACUCUCAUGAACGAAGUGACUUGCAAAGCCACCUUUCCACACAUGUGAAAGAAAAGCCUUUUGUAUGUACAGAGUGUCCUUUCCGUGCCACGCAGAAAUUACUCUUAGACUUACAUGCGCAGAUUCACAGUGAGACCGAAAACCCCAGUGAUUAAUUGAUAAGCAUUGCUGUAGUUGAGUUUGAUUACAAGAUUAAUCAAUAAAGAAAAAUAAAAUUAGAUAUUUUGUUGCUUGUUAUAUGUAUUUCAGUUAAAAAAAAGUAAUGGAAGUUUUACAUUUUUGUUGGAGGUCUUAAAAAUGUAAGGCUAGAAAUUCUCCAUUCCCUGAAUACGGUACUCAGAAUUUUUUCCACUCUUCAAGAGAUUAAGUAACCUCUGACUGAUUUAGAGAGUGAGUCUAGUGAAUGUGGUUGUUUACAUUUUUUGAGAUUAAUAUCACCCUAAUCAUAGACACAGUUUAAUUGUUUUGACAAUUUGCUUUAGGAUUUUGCUGUAUUAGGACUAAACUCUUCCAUAAGGAGGUAUGUAAAGUGUACUUGUGUUUAUGUUUGAAAUGUUUUAUAUUAAUAAUCUGCCAGUGUUAAUAACGCUGGUCAUAGUUUUUAUUCUGCUUUACAGCUUGGCGUUGCUUAUACUGUUAAGUGGUACUAAUCAUACUAAGAGUUUUUACAUCAUAUUCUAAUACUUUUAGGUGACACUAGUUUUAAGAAAUCUGACAAGAAACCAUCUAUAAUUUUUAACGUAAAAACCGGUGUGUUAAUACAUUCGGGAAAGAAAAUAUCAUAAGGUUUUUUUUUUUCAAACUUAAAAGAUUGUCUUUAUUUUUUAUUAAGUCUUGAUAGUUAUACGUAGGUUUCAUAUUCUUAAAUUGUCAGAUAUGUAGUACAUACUUUAAUUGAUUAAAUGAAGCAAAAAAUUAAAGACUAGGUUCCUUUUGUGAGGAAAUGUAAGGUUUUAAUAAUGAUAUAUAUAUUUAAAUUGCAGGAUAGGUAAUGUUAUUGUAAAAUGAUGCAACUUAUGAAAGUAAAUGUGUAUUCAGAUUUGCACAGCUCAUUUUGCCUUGAAAGGCGGCAUAUCUGUGCAUGAUUUUUCCCACACUAAUCGUAGCUUAUUUGAUGCUACAUUAACCAUGUUAAGAAAACAAUUAUUAUUAGUACUAAGAUAAGUAGCAACAACUACCUUAAAACAAGAAACCUUUUUAGCAUUUCUUCACUAUUUUGUGCAUCACUUUCAUUUUUUUUAAAUAAUUGUAAUUUUGCCCCGUAUAAUUUUUCAUUCUGGGGUUCUUGUCAGGAAGAUAAAUGUUGGAAGACAAAAACUUUAUGGCAAGACUAACCUUAGACAAACAGUCACCCCUUUGAUUUAGUGGUGACCUAAAUCAUUAGUAGGAUUCUGAGUUGAAUGUGUUUUCCACAGGACUUUGCAAAGGCUGACAUAGAUCUGAAGUUGAAUUAAUUUGACUCAUGACUUUCACUCUAUCCAUGAGAGUGCUGAUCUUGCUAGUACUGCUAUCCUGCAAAUCGCUUCAUAGGGAUUCAGUUAAGAGGAUUAUUGUUUGGUAAGUUUAAUCCUUGAGCGCCCCUUUUGUGCCUUAGGAGUUGCUUAGUGCUAGAUUGACUGCCAACUAAACACUGUCUGCUCCUUUUAUACUUCCUAUAGCAUCACAGUUAACAUUAGUUGUUGCUACUUGUUGAUUGAUUGAUUGAUUGAAUGUUCUCAGGCACUGGGGCUGCUACUUGUUGAGUCACAAAGGUGUUUUUUAUUUUUGCUUUAAAGUUUUAUGAUAAUAUAAAUGUUUUAAUGUAUGCUACAGUAUGUCUGAGUAACGUAUCUUCCACAAUUGAAAAGAUGGUGUUUGCACUUUAUGGUUGGGACUCUUGCCUCACCAGUAGUAGUUGGUCUUGUGUUCGAUUCUUAAGUGACCUGAAACACUGUGGGCGCACUCCUUUGAGUCCCAUGUGCCUCUGAUGACCUAAGCAAUACAUUGUGUACCUGGUAGUUAUUGGACUCGGAUGGGUUGUAACCAUUGCAGAAAAGAGAAUGAGGAUAGUAUUAGCAUCUCAAAAGACUUCUAGAGUCACCCUGUAAGGGGAAAGACUUGUGAUGUACAAAGGGUAUAAAUUGCCCUACAAUGUCUAAUAUAAAGAAAUUGCACUGCAUAAUCAUCAUAUAUGAUUUAUAUAGUACAUAUACGUAUAGUAUAUUUGUAAAUAUGUAUACAGUCUUAUCAACAUUCAUAACAUGCACACACUUGUGGAACAAGUCAUAUUGACGUCUGUGUGGCCUAGCAAGCUUUUACAGAGCAAAUCGCAAACAUGUGGAAAACAAGAAAUGAAAGUGAAAAGAUUUAGUACAUACACGUUCAUUAAUAAACAAGAAUUUUUAAACAAGUGAAGAAAAUGACUUAAGUAAUAUUCAAGUUUUUAAGGUAGUAAUAGAGCCUCUUGAAUCUAAGAUCAUCAGCAUCCAGAAUGUUGCCUGGAGAACUCUUCUACAUCUUUGCAGUUGCAGUGAAAUGAAAGGGAGCCACCCCUUCAGGCAUUCAUAAAGGUCGCUGGCAAACUGCUGACAUCUAGACAGUAGCGCAAAGCAUGUAGAGCACGUGAUAUGAGCACCAUAUAAAUGAUAAAGAGAAUGAAGUUCAUGUUGCAUUAUUCAAGCUUUCAAAAAGCAAAGUGAUGAACAGAACCGAGUGGCUUGUGCCUUUUUGGCUUUAAUGGUUAUUUUUUACGAUAAAUAUUUUAUAGGGGAUUUGAUCUCUUUCAGUCGAAGCUAUUCUUGUCCUCCACAUAGAUUUAGAUUAAAACUAGCUUGUAUUGAUAAUUAUUUUAAUGAUUGAGUUAUAGUUUUAACGGUGGCACUUAGGGUAAGAGUCGUGAAUUUCUUCUCAUUGUUAGAUUAGCAGAAAGUUUGCUUAAGUCUUUAUGUAAUGAUGGUCAUAACCAAAAGAAUACUGUUGUGAAUUGGCUUGAUCUAUUAUUGUGCUUCACGUCACAUUUUGUUCACAGAGGGAAUUCGUAUUUUCCACAAUGUUCUUCUGUUUCUGCAAAGUAUAACUGUUAUUGGGCUUUAUUUCUUGAAUUAGGAAAAUAGAAGGAUUAAAAGUAUGAAUUUUUGUGAACUAGAUGUGUCUUAGGAUAAGAGUAC
Messenger RNA from Macrobrachium nipponense, 4882 nucleotides. RefSeq names its product zinc finger and BTB domain-containing protein 7C-like. Gene Ontology annotation, biological process: regulation of transcription by RNA polymerase II. The transcript is spliced from 6 exons. Lineage: Eukaryota; Metazoa; Arthropoda; Malacostraca; Decapoda; Palaemonidae. Gene Ontology annotation, molecular function: protein binding. The record is from RefSeq and is a predicted model, not a curated record. Bases 176 to 1891 code for a protein of 571 amino acids. Gene Ontology annotation, cellular component: nucleus.